AUGCAUCUGUGGCCCUGUCUCAGAUCCUGUUGUGUAGUUUCGUCUGUAGCAUCUUCUUGUAAAGCUUUUCUUUGCCACCAUGAGUGUAAAACAAGGAGUUAAGGGCUUAGGGAGCUCAGGUUCCAAUUCUGUUCGUGCCUCUAGUGUUAGAGUUUGUUCUGGAACACAAAGCCAUGGUGGAUUUUAUGGUGGUGGGGCAGGAGGGAGCUUAGCCGGUGGAUACGGUGGAUAUGGCUUUAGUAGUGGGUCAGGCUUUGGGGCUAGCUCUGGUUUUGGCCAUGGAGGCGGACCUGGCUUUGGAAUUGGAGGGGGUCAUGGAAGUGGUUUUGGGUAUGGACAGGACCAAGGAUUGCUCAAUUUCAAUGAGAAGAACACCAUGCAGAAUUUGAAUGACCGUCUGGCUUCAUACCUCGACAAAGUGCAAGACUUGGAGCAAGCCAAUGCUGAACUAGAAAAAAAGAUCCGCCAGUGGUAUGAAUCUCAUGGACCAAAGCCAAGCCAAGACUAUAGUCAUUACUUCAAAACCAUUGAGGAAAUACAGAAAAAGAUCCACGAUGCCACCAUUGACAACGGCCGUAUCACACUGCAGAUUGACAAUGCCCGCCUGGCAGCUGAUGACUUUAAGCUCAAAUAUGAGAAUGAACUUUUCCUGCGCCAGACUGUGGAGGCUGAUAUCAAUGGCCUGAGGAGGGUUCUGGAUGAUCUGACUCUCAGCAGAAGUGAUCUGGAGGCACAGCUUGAGAAUCUGAAGGAUGAAAAAGCCAUGCUGAAGAAGAACCAUGAAGAGGAUAUGAAGGCACUGCAGGGACAGGUCCAAGGCACUGUCAAUGUGGACCUCAACCCAACACCAGGAAUUGACUUACAAAAAAUACUUGGUGACAUGAGACACGAUUAUGAAAGCAUCAUGGCCAAAAACAAGAAGGACAUGGAAGACUGGUAUCGUGUUCAGACCGAAGAACUGAGUCAAAAAAUGAAGAAGGAGACACAUGAAGUCAAGUCUACUCAGACCGAAAUCACAGAUUUGAGACGCACUUUCCAAAGCCUUGAGAUUGACCUCCAGGCACAGAUUAGCAUGAAAGCUGCUCUGGAGGGAACGCUAGCAGAAACCGAAGGACGCUACUGUAUGAAGCUUGCAGAAAUCCAGAAUAUGAUUCAGAAAGUGGAGGAAGAACUUGCAAACAUCCGCUGUGAUAUGUCGAAUCAAAGCCAAGAAUACCAGAUCCUUCUAGAUACCAAGGCUCGUCUAGAGAAAGAAAUCAACACCUACCGCAGCCUACUGGAUGGACAGGGAACUCAGAUUUCAAAGGGCUCCCAGGAUUAUUCAUCAGGCUCCCAAUCUGAUAAAACAGGAGGUUCCUAUAACGUAAGAAUCCGGACUGAGGACAGUGAUGGUCGUGUGAUCUCCACCCAUGACCAGAAAUACCAAUCUGGAUACAGAAAGUAAUCAACACUUCACUCCAGGAACAAUGCCUAAUAUUCUCCUAUCUUUCAAUGCUCAUAGCUUAUGACUGUAUCUUUCUUAAUGAAACAUGUCAACCAGGAGCACAAAGCAAAUUACGGGUGAUUGUACUUGAGGAAGCAUAAAUAAGUUGUACUAACAACCAUCAUAUAAGUAAU
Molecule: messenger RNA, 1617 nt
Organism: Nanorana parkeri
Lineage: Eukaryota; Metazoa; Chordata; Amphibia; Anura; Dicroglossidae
Product: keratin, type I cytoskeletal 19-like
Exons: 9
Coding region: 80-1444 (454 amino acids)
Molecular function (GO): structural molecule activity
Source: RefSeq, a predicted model, not a curated record